Messenger RNA from Myripristis murdjan (pinecone soldierfish), 1769 nucleotides. RefSeq names its product rab7a interacting mon1-ccz1 complex subunit 1 (gene rimoc1). The transcript is spliced from 6 exons. The record is from RefSeq and is a predicted model, not a curated record. The coding region runs from base 58 to 891 and encodes 277 amino acids. Gene Ontology annotation, biological process: mitophagy. NCBI's taxonomy places the organism in Eukaryota, Metazoa, Chordata, Actinopteri, Holocentriformes, Holocentridae.
AUAAACACACUUUGGGCACGUGAAUAAUUCUGGCUCACGUGACCCAGACUUUUAGUCAUGGCCGACGACUACAGACGACAAGGUUUCGAGCUGGAGAGAAGGAUAUUUGAGUUGGAUAUUAAGUGCUCGAGUCUCCGAACGGAAAAACAAGAUGAUGACUAUUUACAGAACGCGUCUGUCAUACUAGACAAGUUGAAAAGCUUUUACAGACAAGGAGGGGAAAGUAGCAGUCUUCCCAAGCUGCUCCAGGAUUACACACAGGUUAUCCUAGACAUCACAUUCUAUGAAGAGAAUAAACUGGUGGACCAGGAAUUCCCUGAGGACUGUUCACCAUUCAAAAUCCAGCAGCUGCUGCAGGACCUUACUGAGCCAGAGGUCUUGGCAGGGAGACUGGCACCGGCACAAGAGGUGCAGUCUGUGUUGGGCCUGGAGCUUUUAGAAUGCCUCUAUUGGAGACGUGGAGCACUGCUGUAUAUGUACUGCCACACCCUUCACCAGCGUAAACAGUGGAUCAAGAAGAACAAGGACACAUUCCUCAAGUGUAUUCAGGAGGGUGUGCGCUACCUGAUGCGGAUGCUGCAGGUGAGAAACUCUGUGAAGCUCAACGAUGGGGUGGUGCUCCAUGACACCACUACAGCCAACUUCCUGUCUGAAGGCAUCUUCUCAGACACCCACCUGUUGACGAUGAUGUACAUUGGGGAAAUGUGCUUCUGGGCAGUAAAGUACGAGGACUGCAGUGUUGAUACUAUGGAACGCAAGGAAGAUCGCCUCCAGUUCCGGGACAUUGGCACACAGAUCCUCAACAAAUAUGUGCUGGCCUGCGAGGGUCCUCUACAGGGCCAGGGUUGGAACACAGAGAAUGCCAAGGAGAUCCUUAGUAUCUUACAGUGAACCGAGCUGCUUCUGUGUUGAAGUUGCCCUCAGGCACAGAUCUAAGAUCAGCAUUUAAGUGUAUAUCAACCCCAAAUAAAAAUGGAGCUCAUCAGGUGGGGUGUAGUGUUGUUGGAGGGCUAAGGGGAGGAAUGGGUGAGGGGGGUAGUAAGUGAAAGCAGUCCUUGGGUCAGUGUCUUCAGGCAACCUCAUUCUAUGCCAAACGGCUCUGGCCAAAGCAGGUGCACGAAAGGCAAGAAGGUAUAAGAUAUGUGUUGUAAAAUUGGCAGGGGCAGAGGAAGAAGUUAUGAAAAUAUUUUUUUUUUUUGCCCUGAAAAGCACUUAUCUUCCAGAUUCCAGACUGUUGGUUGGGGCAUUUGUUUUGCUCUGAGAAUGUGGUAGAAUAACAUUAAUAUUACCAUGAAAAAGAAGGUUAUGAAGAAAAUAACAUUUUUUUAAGAUUGUUACAAGUUUAAUGAUAAUCCAGCUGGGAAUGAGACAUUGCACAGCAACUUUUUAUUUAUUGAUUUUUCCCAUUUUGUUAUGCUUUUGUUAAUAUUUUUUUUUUUAUUAAUUGCAUAUAUAUUCAGUAUAUAUGUGUGUGUGCGUGUGUGUAAAUAAUGCACACAAAGGUAAGAAGAGGAGUACAACUGAUUAUGGAGACUGAUGUAUUCAUGACUAUUUCAAGUAUGUACAGAUUUGUUCUUAAUAUCAGCUUUGUAAUGCAGCACUUGUUUUUUUUCUCCCCCCAUCUAUUGCAAAUUCCAUUUUUCUGCCACUCAAAUAACUUUGAUAGUAUAACUAUAAAUGGAGAAUCUGUGUUGGUGUUUGGAGGAAAACUCAUUUUCUGUUUUUUAUGUCCUCGUUGACAAUAAAUACGCACGUUGGUUUAAGAAAAA